Molecule: messenger RNA, 2277 nt
Organism: Lodderomyces margitis
Lineage: Eukaryota; Fungi; Ascomycota; Pichiomycetes; Serinales; Debaryomycetaceae
Gene: CSR1
Product: Csr1p
Exons: 1
Coding region: 1-2277 (758 amino acids)
Biological process (GO): regulation of transcription by RNA polymerase II
Cellular component (GO): nucleus
Molecular function (GO): DNA-binding transcription factor activity, RNA polymerase II-specific; RNA polymerase II cis-regulatory region sequence-specific DNA binding
Source: RefSeq, a predicted model, not a curated record
AUGAUCAGCCCAUCACCACAGUCAAACUUUCUGACCAACUCAUCAAAUCUACUACUGAUAAAGGCUAUUGUUGGUGCCACAACUACCAGUAACGCAUCACCCAUGAGUCAACCAGAUUACACUGUGCCAGUGCUUCCUUCAAUACUGCCUUCAAUCCCAGAAAGUAAGUUGGCAGAGAUGUUGGAAAGGGGUAUAUCGUCUGAAUCUCCAAUUCUCACCCAUGGCUAUGUCCAUGGUCAUAUACACAAGCACAAAAAUCACACUCAUAUACAUGGACAUAUACAUAACCAUGACCACGAUCAUCACUAUCGCCAAACCCAAAAUUUAUUGGCGCCUGAUUUCUCAUCAUCAACACUACAGAAUGGAGCUGUGUCGCUGCUGCUGUUGGAUACAUUUUGUCCAGAGUUCAAGGAUGUGGCUACUUGCAAGGAUGUAUUUUGUGAUGACUUGGACGACUGUUUCUACCUAGCUUGUGACGACAGUAAGUUCAUCAAUGAUGGAAACUGUUGUCAAGUAGGAGUAGAAGAAGAUGGUAAAAUGUGCUGCACUGACUCCAACUGUGUGCCUCUUUUGGAGACCCAAAAAUGCUGCAACGAUGUGAAUUGCGUGCCUAUUCUCAAAAGUCAACGAGGGUAUGAAGGACUACAUUGCGAUCAAUACAAUAGUAAAGAGGACACACUGAAAGAAAACAUAGUAUUGUGCUGUGAUGACCCAAAGUGCAAUGACUACAAGGUUUGCCACCUGUCUCCGAAUGGAGCUAGUGAUUACCACAGAUCAAGCUGCCAUCAUGCACAGGGCACUUUACCAGAAUCAGAAAAGAAUAAUCUUUGCGACUUGCAGAUUGCAAAACGUCCCCUUUUUGAGGAUUUGAUUAGUAACGUUCAUCAAAAUUUGUCAUCUCAGGAGAGCAUCGCUAAUGACUUGGGACCAAAUCCUCCAGCAGCGAAAAAGACCAAACGUAACCCGCUGAAUGAUUUUGAAAUACAUUUCCCCCACGAAUGCCACCCUGAAGAUGCCAAAGAGUCGACCUACCACCAUCAUAUUCACCAAUCCUGUUUCCACACAACUAUCCCAAAUGAUCCUGAUUCUGUCUACAAUGACGAAAAACUCAUGUCCGAUUUCGAUUUCAUCAUCAAGUUUAAUAAUUUCCAUGACAUGAUGAACAAGAAGAGUGCUCUCACAGUACCAUCAAAACUGGAUGAUGCAAACUCACUUUUACAGUACCCAUGCCAAUGGGAGCACUGUUUAAAAAAGUUGAACAACGAUAAUUUUAUGAACCAUAUAGUUGGGGACCAUAUAAAGCAAGAGCAUGAUUUGCAAAGAACUACUUCAUACCAAUGUGAAUGGAACAAUUGUAAUUACACCGAUGAAAACCUUGAUGCAUUGCUUCAACAUUUAGAGUCCCACAAGCAAUCUGAUAAUACUGAUCCAGCAAUUAUAGUAAACUCACCAAACGUGUUGACCCCAGUGUCUACUGCAAGUGUAAAUACAAAUGAAAAGUCACCAUCAGCUGUAAAGUCACCAACAACUACGAAGUCACCCGCUAGUAUCAAACACGAGUUGAACAUAACGUCAAUGUCAAUCCUUCCCAAAAAGAAAAAGAGCAAAGACUCCAGCAAAGCUGCUUGUUGCGCUCAAGGGCCUGAAUUCAAGUGCCAAUGGGAAGUUGGCAUAGACCAAGAUGGCAAACCUAUACCCUGUAAUGCCACCCACGAAUCUCAAUGUGGCUUGCAACACCAUAUAAUUAAUGACCACAUAGGAUCAGGUAAAUCAAAAUACAGCUGCAAUUGGGUAGGGUGCGAAAGACACAAUGGUAAGAUAUUUAACCAGCGGCAGAAGCUUUAUCGCCACAUUCACAUACACACAAACUACAAACCCUGCAAAUGUUCCAUUUGUGGCGCUUCAUUUGCCGUGCAGUCAAUGCUUGAUCAACACUUACGGAUUCAUUCAGGAGAGAAACCUUUCCAAUGCACAACAUGCGGGAAAAGGUUUGCCACAAGUAGUUCAUUAUCGAUUCAUAAUCGUGUCCACACUGGCGAAAAGCCUCUCAAAUGUAAGUGGCCAGGAUGUAACAAGAGCUUUAGCGAAAGUUCCAAUUUGACUAAACAUAUGAAGAUACACGAACGGGAGUUUGCUUGUGUAAAAUGUGGCGAGUCAUUUGCCAAGAAAGCUGACCUUGAUCAACAUAGUGAACUGCACCGGGACCAUGAUGUAAAAGAACCAAAGAUGGACAAAAAUAGAGGUGUUUGGAAGGAAAAAGUGGAGGCAGUUAAGUAG